Molecule: messenger RNA, 8496 nt
Organism: Phlebotomus papatasi
Lineage: Eukaryota; Metazoa; Arthropoda; Insecta; Diptera; Psychodidae
Gene: PIP4K
Product: phosphatidylinositol 5-phosphate 4-kinase type-2 alpha
Exons: 7
Coding region: 1044-2252 (402 amino acids)
Biological process (GO): phosphatidylinositol metabolic process
Molecular function (GO): phosphatidylinositol kinase activity
Source: RefSeq, a predicted model, not a curated record
ACUCUAAGUCGUAUGCAUUUCCCUAUUAAAAUAGCGUUUUUUUGCUCUGAGCUCCUCAAUUCAUGAGUCCUAGAACUGUUAUAGAACUCUUACGGAUGGAAAAACUAUUGAAAAAAAAUGCUUUUUUGUUAAUAAUAUCAGCGCUGGCAUAUUAUGCCACUUUGGUAUUUUACGUAAUUUUUUGGCUCGGGUUUUUAAAGGCCAAAGAUUCGUUCUAAAAAAUCAUUUUAUUUUGCAAAUUCUUAAUAGAAAAGCUAAAGCCAUUCAAUCAAUUCAACACAUUCAGCACUUGCAUAAAAAUAAAACAUUUCUUUUAAAUCCUCACAUUAGCCAAGAAAUAAUUAUAAUUUUAUUUCAAGGUCCAAUAAGUUUUGAUAAUGAAUUUAAUUUUUCUCAAUUUCUUACUAAAAUUUGUACCAAAUACUUUACCUUAUACCCGUACCAAAUCAGAUAGAUGUAUUAUUCAUAUUUUCUCAGUACGCCGUAUACGACAGCUGACGAUGAUGCAUGGUCAACUGGGUUGGGGCAGUGUUAGAAAAGUCAAAUUGGAAGAGCAGUGCAGACUCUGCCGUAUCUUGCAAAUAUUACACAAAAUCAGUAUCCGCCCUGUGUGAAAACUUUUCAAAUUGCUAGAUAAAUAUCCAGUGUACAAAAUCACGAUGGAGUUUGUGUGAAUAACGUGGUAAAUUCAGUGGAAAAGAGCAAAAAUAUCGGAGGGCGCAGACAUCAAAUCUGCCAUUUUUAUCACAGUACUAGCGCCCCUUGCGGCGCCGUGGGCGAAGCAUAAUCAAAUCAAUUUUUACCCAAAUUUCGCCACUUUCCGGGCAGUUUCACGUGCUGUGGGCACUUCUGGGGCAUCCAGGAACACACGAAAGGGAUAUCCUGGGCAGCUAAGAAGAAUUUGGGGAAAUUGCAAAAACUACUGCGGAGUUUCAGCUAGCGCGCACUUUUGACAGAUUUGGGAGUGUUUUUUAGCUGUGUUUUUUAAUUGAAAGUGAGAAAAGUGCAAUUUUGGGGGUGAAAAAAGCCCAUUUCCGGUGAAAAUGUCGUCUGUGCCAGUGCCGCGGAUCCUCAAGAAGAAGCACUUUCGCGUGAAACACCAGAAAGUGAAGUUAUUUCGCGCCAAUGAGCCACUUGUGAGUGUCUUCAUGUGGGGCAUCAAUAGCACUAUUAAUGAGCUGAGCCAUGUCAAUAUUCCCGUCAUGCUCCUGCCAGACGACUUUCGAGCCUACUCCAAGAUCAAAGUCGACAAUCACCUAUUUAACAAAGAAAAUAUGCCAUCCCACUUCAAAGUCAAAGAAUACUGUCCACUGGUUUUCCGGAAUCUGAGGGAACGCUUUGGGGUGGAUGAUGUGGAUUACCGUGAGUCCCUGACUCGUUCCCAGCCGCUCAAAAUUGAUUCGUCUGGGAAGAGUGGGGCACAGUUCUACAUGAGCUACGAUAGAUUGUUCAUCGUGAAGAGUCUGACGUCUGAAGAGGUCGAGAGGAUGCACUCCUUCCUCAAGCACUACCAUCCGUAUGUCGUUGAGCGACAUGGAAAUGUGCUGCUGCCGCAGUAUUUGGGAAUGUAUCGGCUGACAGUGGAUGGUGUUCAGUCCUAUUUUGUGGUGAUGCGAAAUGUCUUCAGCUCCCACCUCAGAGUCCACCGUAAGUUUGACCUCAAGGGUAGCACAGUUGAGAGGGAGGCGUCAGACAAAGAGCUGGAGAAACAGCUGCCGACACUCAAAGACAAUGACUUCAUCAAGUCCGGCAUCAAGAUUUUGAUUGGGGACGAAGCCAAAGAGAAACUCCUCGCCACACUAAAUGCUGAUGUCGAUUUCCUCACCAAAUUGCACCUCAUGGACUAUUCCCUGCUCCUGGGAAUUCACGAUUGCAAUAGGGCCGAGGAGGAUCUGGCUAAUGAGGGGCUUCAGGGGGGUGCAAGGGGGGAAACGAGUGACAGUGAAGAGUGCGACAGUGGUGAAAGGUUUAACUACAACACUCCACCAGACUCACCGAGGUACAUUGGUCAGGGACAAUACAAUGAGAUCAUACCAGAAAUUGAUAUCUAUGCCAUCUCGAGUCUGCCGGAGAGGCGGGAGAUCUACUUCAUUGCAAUUAUCGACGUUCUCACGCAUUAUGGCGUCAAGAAGCAAGCAGCCAAAGCAGCAAAAACAGUCAAGUAUGGGAGCAAUGUGGAUGGAAUUUCAACUUGUGACCCUGAACAGUAUGCCAAACGAUUUAUCGACUUUAUUGAUAAGGCAAUUGAGUAGAAGUAUUUUGCCUAAUUUACAAGGCACGACAAGCGUGCGAUAAAAAAAGCAACAAAAGUUAAAAAAAAAAUUGAAGUGAAAAGUUAAUUGAGAUUACAGAUUGAUGGCAAAGAUGUAGAAGAAGAGGCAAGAAAAAAAGAGACAUAUACACAAAAAUUCUCAAGUUUGAAAUAUUUCUUUUUUCCGCAGAAACACCAUUCUUUUUUUCUAAGACAAAAGAUUUAAGAAAAAAUAAAUAAAUAAAAAUCUUUGAAUUUCAAACACACUCUAUGCUCUUGAAGAAAAGAAUUUAUCUUAUUUAAUCACCAAGAAAACUUAACACAGAAUAAUAAAUUUCCCACACAAAUAAAUAUUAAUAAAACAAUAAAUCUUGUGCAAUGUUUACGCAGUGAGACAAAGUUUAAAUAUCUCAAAUGAAACAUAUUUAAGCUCGAUUUAGAGGUGAAAAAAAUUUCUAAACAGGUGUUAUAUAGAUUUAAUGAAGAAAUAAAAAAAGCAAAAUGAGAGAUUCCAGGUGAAUACAAUUUUAAUGUAUAACUGAAAAUAAGAAGAAGAAAAAAAGAAAUAGAAGAGUGUUGCGAAUUCUUGAUGAAUUCUUGAAUUUUUGAGAUUUGAAGAUGAAUUUUUUGUGAGUGUAAAAUUUGAAGGCAUUCAAUGCAAUAUCUUGAGCAUUUUCUUUCAAACAAAGACACAACAUUGAUUUUAAAAACAAAAUAUAAAAUAUUCUUGCAUUUUUUGCAGCAAUUUCCAAGGAAAAUUAUUUUAGACUAGAAAUUGCCGCUAAUUCUCUAAUUUUGCUUAAGAGGUUACUUUGAAAAUUGAGGUUAUGUAAGAUCUAACCUAAAAAAACCAAAGCGCAUACUUUGUGGAAGGAGCCUCGCAGAAUUUUCUAAAUUUUUCAAUUUCUUUUUAAAUACAACAAUUUUGUGUUAUUUAGAAAAGAAAUAAAAAUUUAGAAGAGAGAGAGAGAAGUGGGGCACCUUUAAAUUUGGGGCAGAUUUGAAAUUGGGAUUUUGAUUUUACUCCUAUUUUUAAAUGGAAUUGAGCCAUAUCGUAAUGUAAUUUAGCUUCUCAAUCUAUUUGUGGUGCUAAAUUAUACGAUCAUAACGACCAGCGCACAAUAACUUUUGUUUGUAAAUAUGUUUUCAAAAUUGUCUGUGAGAGUGAGCGAGAUGACUAGAUCUAGAUCUCACUCACUCUCAUUGCAAUGUCAAAAACAUGUUUACUAAACAUAAGUUAUUGUGCGUUGGGCAUAAUGUCCAACGCACAAUGACUUUUGUUUGUAAACAUGUUUUUAAAAUGUCCUAUGAAAAACAGCAAGAUAACUAGAUGUCGGUUUCAUUCGCUCUCAUUGAAAUGUCAAAAACAUGUUUACAAAAUAAAAGUUAUUGUGCGUUGGGCAUAAGGCUCAAUUUUAUUUAAAAAUAGGAGAAAAAUCGAAAUUUCAAAGCUGCCCAAAUUCUAAGGUGCCAGACUUCCCCCAAUUGGUAAAAAAAACUGAAUAAAAAUCCUGAGAUAUUGGUCAUUUUUACAAAAAAUCUUAAUAAAAAGCAUUGUUCAAAAUUAGGUUAAGAGGAAUAUAUUGGGUACGAUACCUAAAGAAAACUAUCAGAGAGUAAGAAAAGUGCCCAAAAAUGACGAUUUUUUUCUAAAAACUGAAACAUCAUACAGUACAUUUGACGUGUUUCUGUGCCGUAUUGACGCAAAAUCGACGUACUCUCAAUAAACAAAUCCACUUGAAUUUCGUCAUCGUGACAUUUCAGUGCAUUAUCAUCAUUUUGACUUCCAUAAUUCAUAAUUCAUCGAUAAAUUAACCAUUUGACAUUUCAAUAAUUUUUCCUGCGGGAAGAUAGGGUAACGUGUGGUAUUUCUGGACAAGGUGCUUUUCGGGACAUAAUUUAUGUGUAUUUUGGGACACAUAAAAAAUCCUCCAAAUAUUUGUUUUCUAAUUAUUUUCAAGUUCUAUAUGAAAUAUUAAGCUCUUUACGUAUCAGUUACGUAUCAAUUAAACAAAAUUUUUAGGAAAGAGUGAAGUUUAGAAGUUCUACUUAAAGGUUAAUAAUCAGACUCAGUGAAAUUUAUUUGCAUAAUAGCGACUUUUGUCUGUCCCGAAAUACCCAACUGUUCCGUUCCGAAAUAUACCGCUCUUACUUCUUUACAUUUUUUGCUAUUUUGUAUAAAAAAUGAUGCAUUUUUCAACAUUUUUCGAUAAGAAUCUUAUUCUGGAUAACAUAAGGAACAUAAAUAUCUUUAUCAACAAAGAAAAAAAUUAUUUGAGAAGUCGUUAAGCUGUUUGAAAGUUGAAAGUGCUAAAAAGUGUCCCGAAAUACCACACGUUACCCUAUUACCAUAACCCUUUAAAGACGAUUGGAUCACCGGUGACCCAAAAAUAAAACUUUUCCUACGGCUUUCUAAAGUUGUAUUUUGUUCUAAAAAGUUAAAAAAAAAUGACUUUCUGACAGUCAAUUUUUGACCUUCUCGUCCUUAAAAGGUUAAGACCAAGGCCAAAAAUCGCUUUUUCUUAAGAAAAUCGUCUGCAUUGUUGUAUGUGGAAACGUUAAAAUUCUGUCAAAAAUGAAAUUUUUGAUGAAUAUUUCUUCGAGCGUGUGGAGGUCCAUUACGCAAAAAUGUCUACAUCUAUAAGUUCGCAAAUUGCAAAUUGUAAACAACUGACUACGCCAUCUAUUGAGUUUUCUUCUGAUAGUGGCUUGUUAGCGAGCUUGUAAUUUCAUUUAAUGUCAAAGACAUAUUUAGAAUAAAAAAGUAAAAGUAAUAUUUAUUUAGUCUAGUUCGGCCAGUUCUUAGUCUUUAGUACGAAAAGCAGUCGAUGAAAUGUACUUCUUACCAUCAGUACGCCUGAAUUAUUUGCAAAACAAGGAGAUUUUGGUCAUACCUUUUCUGGUUAAAUUUUGAUAUUCAAGAUCAUUUAAAAAUUUCUAACCUCAAAAAAACUUCAGAUGAUAUAUUUGUAGGACUCAAAAAUUUUAAUUUUUUCGAUUUUGUUUCAAAAUUCAAAAAACAUUCCUGAACAACACAAAAAAUCAAUAGCCAUUGUAAAAGUUUGUGGUUUUGUGGUUAUUAACAGUAUUUCUUGAUAUUAAGAACAUAACCAAGAAAAUAAAGCUUCGAAACAUAACCAAGAAAAGUUCGUUAUUUUUUCUUAAUGAUAAAUGCUAAGGCUUUUUUUAUUAAAAUCUACUUCCUGGAAGUAAAUGAACAUACAUUGGUUACUUAAAAUUCGUUAUUUCAGGUUAUCUAAUUUCAAAAAGCAUUACAUUAGCAACAAUUUCUUCCCUCUUUAUUGUUUUAAUUUGAAUUCAUAUAUAAAAUUUCAGAGGUUUCAAUAGAGAAAGUAUGCCAGGAUUCUUUAUAGGUUAUGUAGAACAUAACCUUACAUUUGAAAAAGCAAUUUCUUAAGCAAAUAAGAGUUUUGAGGCCCAUUGAUAAAAAAGGCAGUCCCUAACAAAAUGAAUGUGUGAACAAUAAUUUUACUUCUUACAGUAACAAAAGAAAAAAAACUGAUGAAAGUAUUUAGAAAAUAGACAUAAAGAAAUAAUAUCUAUCUAAAAAAUAGAAGAAGAAAAAACAGAAAACAAAUUUACUGUAAACCUCUUUUUUAAUGUGUAAAUAUCUUUUCUAAUUUAUUAGGUGUUUUUAUUCUUUUCUACAUGAAGAAAAAAAAGAAACAAAUAAACGUCUUUCUUUAGAAAGAAAGGACAAGUAGAAAUCUUUUCGUUAACUUACCUUCAAAGAAAGAAGAAAAAAUUGAGAAGAAUUUAAAUUGAAAUGUUUUUUACUCAAUUAGAAAAAUAAUUUCUCGAAAGAUUGAAUUUCAUAAAAAAAAAUCUAUUGAUGAACAAUUUAUUUUUCACAUGAAAAGUGAGAAAAACGUUGAAAUAAUAAUAAGUUUUCUUUUUAAUUUUUUUUUUUGAGAACUAGUCGCAAGAUGAGCUUACAGUUGAAAGGGAGAAAAUGAUACAGAAAAAAAGAUAAGAAGUGAAAAAUUUUUGAAAAAAAAGAUAGUAGAGAUGUGAGUCGAGAAGAGAAAACAAUUCUUGAGUCUGUGAUUUUGAUUUUAUUUAGUGUGUUUUGUAAAUUGUUUUUCUCUCUACUCAGUUUUCUUUUGAGGAAAAAAAUCAAUUGCUGAGGACUAAGAACAAGUGAGGUGAAAAUUUUUUGCAAAAUCAAUAAAGAUUUUAAGGAGUAUUAAGUGUUAAUUAAAAGGAAGGUGUCAACCUUUUUGAAAAGUCUCUCUGACAGAAGGAAUUUAUUCUGUGAGGAUUUCUUUUAAUAAAGCAUUUGGUAAAUUUUGUUGAAAAGCCGCAUGAAGCACGAGGUUUUAAGGUUAAUUAGAUGCAACUUAUUUUUUUGGUGAGAAUAUGGUUUGUCAUUAAAAAAUACGAGCAAUAAUAUUUGAGGUUAUCUAUAAGAUAAAUUUGAGGUUAUGCUCCAAAGCCAGUGAGAAACUUUUAAGAAAUGUUGUGAAUUUGGAAAGAUUAAGCUAAAAAAUCUUCAGGGGCGUGGAAUAAGAUUCAAUAUAACCUUACUUUCUUAGUUGUGAAAAAUCCUACAACCUUUGUCCGGAAAUAGAUUUUAUUGGCAAUUUUAAAAUUUAAACAAAUGGAUUCUUCAUAAAAUAACCUCAAUUAAUGCAAUGUUUUCUGAAAACAACUUUUCGGACCACAAACUUAGAUUUGUAGGCUUUGAGGUGACACAAUACAAUAACUAACCUCACUUUAAGUUUCCUUAGUACAUAGGUUAAUGUCAUCAAAAUAAGAACUAAAUUUGAAAGGUUUUGGUAUAAAGUUUUCAAACAGGUGAAAGGUUAUGUUGCAGAUUGAGGUUAUGGAGAAGAGCCAACCGAUAUACCUUUCGGAAACGCGAUCCCUUAUUCUAAAAAUUUGGUUUUCAAAUAUCACACGGCGGGAAGUAGAUUUUCGUAUUUGGACGCUGAAAAUAUUGCAUUUUUCACGAGGAUUAAUACUUUCAGAUUUUAAUAACCCUAAAAACUAACUAACUCCGAACCACUCUACUUCUUAGUUUGCAAAUAAUGAAAUUUGCACUUAACUUGACUUCCUUAUUAAAAAUUGUCCCUUCCUGUAUUUCUAGUAUUUGAUUAUUUACAGCAUAACCUCACUUUGGAACAUAACCUUUUUUUUCGUUAAAACAUUUUCAUAGUAGGAUAUUGUCGUUCAAAUUUGUGAUUAAGGAAGAUUUCUCUACGAAAACUACUUAAAAUCUUGUUUCUAAUGAUAAAUUUGUCGAUUUAACUCACAUGAAAUAUGUUAUUUGAGGUUAUGUUACUUUUAUCAGUGUGACUUUGUAAUUAAACCUGAUGAAUUUCUCAAAGACAUUACUUGAAGUGAAAUAAGAUAAUUUUCUACAGGGUUGAUAAAAAACAUUACUAAUUUUUUUUCCAUAUUUUAACCUCAAACUUGGAUCCACCGAAUUUUUACGGAAAAAUAAUUUUAAUGGUCACUUAUUAUAUCUUUUAGGUUAUGACAUUUCUAAUCUUAGGCUCUAGAAUUUGAUCGAAAAAUGAAGUAUUGAUUUUUCUUCAAUUCCGUUUUCAAAAGCAUUGCUAGUUUGAAAAAACCUUUAUUUCCUAAUUGUAACCUUAAAAAAAUUGAAAGGGCUUACCUGGUGAAUCUCUAGGAAAAUGUUGUUUGGAACUUACCGUGAGUUUUGAGAUAAUUUGGAGUAAUGGUCCACAGGGAAUCCAAAAUAUUAAACUGUUAAGGAAAACUGAUUAUUGAAACUUAACCUCAAAUACGCAGGUAGAACUUUAAGUGUUCCUUCAAAAGUAAAAGGAUUGAAUCAACCCAGAGUCAAAGAUCUACUGAAGUUUCUGGAAGAAGCAUUUUCAAUUCUGUCUGUAUAGCAUUUUAGUCGUUCCUAACCUCAAAGUUAGUUGCAUCCAAUUUCCUUAGCGAAAAUGCGAAUUUGUAGCGAUUUCACCAAAGUUUUCAAAAUGCCUGGAUUAAAAUGGGGAAAAGAGAGAGAGAGAAAUUAAAAAUAAAAUGUGAAAGGGAAUUUCCACAAAGAGUGGAAAUAAUAAAAAAAAAAUCAAACAUUUUGAGAGAAAAAUCAACAAGAUGGGAUUUUUUCACAAUAAAUAAAAUUUCCACCUUAUUUUAUAUUCUGGUUCAUUGCUGUUUAUUAAACAAUAAAAUAUGAUAUAAUCUAUACAUACAUCAAUAUUUUAGUGAUAAUUGAUAACAAUAAAAAAAAGAAUUGAAAGAAA